ACAUUAACAAAUUAUCAGAAGCAGAAGCAGAAGCAGUACAUUUUCAUUCGUUCGUUCAUAGUAACUAUCAAAUCACUCAGUUAGAUCUCUACUUCAUUAUCUCUUUACUCACAGAGAGAGAGAGAGAGUGGGUGUGUCUGUGGAGGAAGAGAGAGAGAACAAGAAGAAGAUGUCAAGGAGACCAGGGGCGUGUUUGAGAUGUUGUCUGGUGAUAUUUGCAAUAGUUUCAGCUUUAGCAGUGUGUGGACCUGCCCUUUAUUGGAGAUUCAAGAAGGGUGUUUUGGUUGCUCACUCUAAAUCCUCUUGCCCUCCUUGUGUCUGUGAUUGCCCUCCUCCUCUUUCGCUUCUCAAGAUUGCUCCCGGGUUGGCCAAUCUCUCAGUCACAGAUUGUGGAAGUAGCGACCCUGAGGUCAAGAAGGAGAUGGAAAAGCAGUUUGUGGAUCUUCUGACGGAGGAGUUGAAGCUGCAAGAGUCUGUUGCUGAAGAGCACAUGCGGCAUAUGAACAUCACGUUUGGUGAAGCUAAAAGAGUGGCUUCUCUGUACCAAAGAGAGGCAGAAAAAUGCAAUGCCGCGACGGAAACCUGUGAGGAAGCUAGAGAGUGGUCUGAGGCUUUGCUGAUCCAGGAGAAGAAAGUGACUAACUUGUGGGAACAACGAGCCCGCCAAAUGGGUUGGGAAGGUGAAUAAUUCCUUGUACAAUAUAAUUUAAAAAAAGAGUUCUAUUGUUGAAUUAGUGGAUUUUUCCAUCCUUACUAUUUUAUGGAAGCAACAAGCAAAUUGCUUGAGUUGGCUUGUGAAGCCAGAGUUUCAAUCUCACACGUGUAUUCUCUUGCAGUUGUAGUAUUGUUGUUCUGGGACUGGGAUAAGAUAGUACCCAUCAAUUUUCCUUUGUAAUUGACAUGUUGUGGAUUACUCCCACCACCAUAUUUUUAUUAUAAUAUGAUCUCUAUAUACUU
This is a messenger RNA of Pistacia vera, 957 nucleotides long. RefSeq lists its product as uncharacterized. Bases 170 to 688 code for a protein of 172 amino acids. The transcript has 3 exons. NCBI's taxonomy places the organism in Eukaryota, Viridiplantae, Streptophyta, Magnoliopsida, Sapindales, Anacardiaceae. The record is from RefSeq and is a predicted model, not a curated record.